Molecule: messenger RNA, 3053 nt
Organism: Gadus chalcogrammus (walleye pollock)
Lineage: Eukaryota; Metazoa; Chordata; Actinopteri; Gadiformes; Gadidae
Exons: 14
Coding region: 1485-3044 (519 amino acids)
Source: RefSeq, a predicted model, not a curated record
ACUAUUUACAAUAUCACAAUAUAUUUAAAAAAAAACACACUAUUUACAAUAUAAUUCAGGGGCCUAUCAUUCGGGAUCUGCAAAAUGUAAAGAAAAAAGUAUCAGUUUUCCGAGCACAUGGACAUAAAGCCUGCAUGUAUUUUUAUAACCACGACAGUCAUUUGAAAGAUGAAGGUGUACCUCCGUUCCCGUUCUCGUCAUCAAUCAUUGUCGAACACAAUGGCUGUGAGUGUGACGAAUCCGUAUCUGAUGGGAGGAAAGAUCGUUUCCAUUAUUUUUUACAUUUGGCUAAUAGGUGACAUGACAAAUCAAAUCUAUAUUUGAAGACAAUCUCUGAUGGGAGGAAUCAGUAUCCGAUGAAAAAUCAAAUCCAUAUUAACACCAUGCAUAGUCAUACCUUGGGAGGCGGUUCUGAGGUUCUGGUUGUCGUGUUCUAGAAAUGAAAGCAAAUGUUAAUAUUAAUUAGUAAUUUGGAUGGGUAUGCAUUUGUUUGCUUGUGUACGCUAGGUUAAUUUGUAGAGUAUAGUCUAAUAGGUAAAAACAUAAGACUUGAAAUCUCUAACCAAAUUAAAACACAUGUUGUUGGGUAAUUUGCAUUACCUUGGGAGGCGUUGAUAAGUUGAAGAUCUUCCAAGUCUAGAUAUGAAGGAAAGAAAUGUUAAUAUUCCAUUUGUAAUCGUCCUUUGGAUUGGUAUGCACGCUUUUUUUUUUACCGUUUUUUGUGGCGUCCAGAUUUGUCUCCGAGGUAGACAAGCUGGCCUCGGAUGCCGCCAGGUCCAGUUCUAAAUUGUGGAUAAUUUUGCCACGUCUAUCAACCUCCCUCCGAAGGAAUUCCAGUUGUUUUUUGUGUGCCUUCUCCCGCUCGGUGUAGUGGAUGGUCUUUGCGCACACCAGCGUACCGAAUCGGAACGCAUGGUCGACCUUCUGUUCCCUGGUGUAUAUUUUAUCUACACAGAUAUGCUAUUACAAAAAAAAAAACUAUGUUAGUAUUGAAUGGAAUUUUCUUCAUUUAGGUUUGCAAAGACGCAAAUGUUGAUAACUUACAUAGUUAUUCCUUGAUUCAGCCUUCAUGGCAAUUGUCUCGGGGUGGUUUGUUGAUGGAAAGUCUGCUGGGGACUUUCCGGCCAUUUCUUUUCUGUAGAAAAGAAACAUUACAAUUAGAUGUUAACGCUGGUAUACAUACAGCGUUACGCUGUAUGUAUAAUAUAUAAUGCGCGAAGAUAAAUACAAAUCUUUUCUGUACACAUCUACAUCAUCUGUAGAGGUGUGGGCGUGGCAUACUCCCAUGGUGCUUCGCGAGUUGAAUGACUAUCGUCAGCGACGCACGGCUCGUCUCACUCUGAUCGGAUUUUCUCUGCUUGAGACAUCUUUAUUCAGAUAGACCCUUUUGCUCUCCUUUCCACGGAUUAAUAUUGUGAGCGGAUUCUUUCGAGUACGUUCUGUCUUUCAACUUUGCGGUUCAACCAAAGAAGUUCGUUGUCACGAUGCCUCGUGCUUCGCGCGCUUCGGCUGCAGCCAAGGGGAAGUGGACGAGGAUUCUUCCCAUGGCGACGACUCUGGCCAGAGGCUUCGAGCCUGUGCGUGGCACUGGAGCACGUCACCGUGUCGAGCCGUGGCCUGUCUCUGCCCACACUGGGAAGUUCAACCGAUUGGAUCUCCCCCCUGAGUCUCCAGAUAAGCAGUUUGUGCUGUUUGUGGGCGACUCGCAUCUGCGUGCGUUGGUUGACCGUUACGUGAGGAUGCCAGACGGUUGCCUUUCGUUUGGGUUCCUGUCUACGCCUGGGGCGUCUGCCGCUGAGCUCCGCACCGAGUUGCUGAACGCAGACAUCCCCAGAACCCCCGACAUCGUUUGCUUGCUGGCUCCGAGCAACAACCUCAAGGCGACGCCUGGCAUCGAAGCGGCUGGAGUUGCCUUCGAAGGACUUCUGAGAGCUGCCCGCAGUCGAUGGCCUAAGGUGUUUGUGCUCGAUUUCCCUCCCCGGCUGGCGAGUGAAUUGGCACCGCAACAAUUCCUUCGAGAGGAGUUUCGUCGCGUUGCAGCAAAGAACGAUGUAAAGUACUGCGUCACAGCUGACCGCUUUCCGCUGGACUCGCGUGCCUUGUGGAGUCGUGAUGGGAUCCACCUGAGUGACGAUCUGGGGAUGCCGCUUCUCGCGAAGCUUCUGUGGCACUUCUCCUUUCUGCAGCUACAGUCACCUCUGCCUGCUACACCUCCGCCUGUGUCUCCUCCCAAGUCACCCCUGACUGUGAGACCCUUUGCUACCACCGUGGUUGUGAAGGGAGAGGUUUCCCGUCCACGUCCCCUUGACCCCUUCAAGGAAACUGUCGUCGGACGUCGCGGAAAGCGCAGCCAACCUGAGUCCUGGGAUGCGCCUGAGGACUGGGAUCAGUCUUCCGUGCGGAUCCUUCCUCAUGAGGUUUGUACAUUGGUUUGUGUGCCUCCUCUGGUCCUGAGGGAGUGCUUUGUCGUGCUAAACCCUAUCCGGUUUAGCACUGACAAGUUGGCUGCAAUGGAUCGCAUUGUUCCAUCCAACCUUGAUGUCCCCAUGGGGAAUCGCUCAAGGAAACGGAAGGUGGCACAUGGAACCACGGCUGUGGUCUCCAAAGGAAAGAAGGCCCGCCUUGAGGCACUUCCAACUCCAGCAAGGAUUGCCAAACCUUCGAAGCUGGUACCUCCCCCUCGACCUGUUCCAGAAGCUGCUGUGCCAGCCACUCUGGAGGGCAGCGUCUUUGUGCCUUCGAGCAAGUUUGCUCAACCGGAGGGGGAUGACCAGACUCUGUGUGUUGAUGAGUGGCCGUUUCUUCAAACAGAGUUUUGUGAGAAGGUGAACCAGCCAACUCCUCGGGUUGUCUCUGGACAGAGAAAACAAGAGGAGCUAACACCUUGGGUGCCAAAAGUUGUGAUGGCCCAGGCUGAUAAACCAACAGCCAAUGAGACCAGCUUCUUGGGAUGUUCAACCAAGAUGACACACAUUGAGGACCAUGAGCCGUUUGAACCAGCACCUGAGGUCACUGCGAGCAGUCAGCAGGUAUGUAAUUACUAGUGGAAAAAU